Molecule: messenger RNA, 2723 nt
Organism: Manihot esculenta (cassava)
Lineage: Eukaryota; Viridiplantae; Streptophyta; Magnoliopsida; Malpighiales; Euphorbiaceae
Product: formin-like protein 8
Exons: 2
Coding region: 274-2562 (762 amino acids)
Biological process (GO): actin nucleation; actin cytoskeleton organization
Molecular function (GO): actin filament binding
Source: RefSeq, a predicted model, not a curated record
UCAAAAUCCACCAUCUUCCGAUCCAUUUGCCGAAAAUGUAUAGCAUUUGCUGUUUCAUAACAAGGGUAGUUGUGCAAUUUCGUGAUUAAAUUCGAAAGUAAAAAGCUCAGAAUGAAUAAAAUAAACCUACCAGCAACAACCGACUGCAUUGAAACUGUCAGCAAACACAAACAAUGACAUGAAAUUUGAACAUGGUAUGGUUAUAACAACAAAGAAAACUAUAACAAAAGAGUUCCCUUCACUUCCCUUUUUGCUGCAGUUAGUAUUGGCAAGAUGAUUCAGCCAUGGCCAUGCCGAUCUCUUCUCUUGUCGCUGUUCUUUUUCUCCUCUGUUCUAUCCCUUUCUUCUGUCAAGCAAUACCCAUCACAGAACUCUGCAAUUUCUACUGAAACGCUCUCUUCCAUUCAAAAUCUUGCGACGCCAGUGCCUCCACCGCCACCACCACCACUUCCUCCAUCGCCAUCGAAUCGAAAAUUUGUGAUAGCUGUAGUUGCCACAGCUACAAUCACUCUUAUCAUUGCAGCUAUCAUAUUCUUUUUCUGCUGUAAGUACUGUAGAUGCCAGCAGAAAAAUAAAAUUGACACAAGAUUCCAACGAGAUGACAUUGUGACUUCUGAAGACUUCAGAGAAUUUGGUAAAAAAGUGAAGGGAUUGGUUGUUGAUGAAAAUGGAAGAGAGGUUGUUUAUGUCAAAGAUGCAGGACACAGAAAACUUAAAUCUAAGUUCUCAAAGAUUUUGUUCAAUCCUAGCUAUGAAGAAGAAGAAGAAGAAGAAAUGAGGGGAGAUGCGACAGUAAAGAGAACAAGAAAAUAUAAGCCUCCAGAAGUGAAAGAUAGUCAUGGGAAGGACGAGAUAGAAUCAGUUCCACCAAAGCCACCAUCUCCGGCAAUAGUUCCUUCUAUUAUAAGUUCAGCACUACCAUCACCACUAGCAGCAGUACUGCCGCCGCCGCCGCCGCCGCCACCCCCACCUCCUCCUCUUCCACAACCCCCACCCCCACCCCCACCUCCUCCUCUACUACCACCACCAAUAAAGAAACAUUCAAUACCACCACCUCCCCCACCUAGGGUUGUUGGUUUGGUUUCAUCACUGAGACCGCCACCGGCACCAAGAGGGACUCUAAACAACAAAAAUGCAGCACAGGCUUCCACAAAAGGAUGCUCAAAAGCGACUAGCACUGACCAAAUGAAGCUAAAGCCAUUACACUGGGAUAAAGUUGUAGCUAAUGCUGAUCAUUCAAUGGUUUGGAAUGAGAUCAUCGAUGGCUCUCUCAGAUUUGAUGAUGAGCAAAUAGAAACUCUUUUUGGAUACACAACUUCCAACCGCCAAACCCCUAGAGAAAAUGAGGUCUCAUCGAAGAUAAGCAGUUCAAGCCCUGCCCCCACAGCUCAAAUUUUCAUCCUUGAGCCCCGGAAGUCCCAGAACAAGGCAAUUGUACUCAAAUCAUUAGCAAUUUCUCGCAAAGAAAUCCUAGAUGCGCUUCUGGAGGGCCAUGGUCUUACCACUGAUAUCCUUGAAAAGCUUGCCAGAAUUGCUCCAACCCACGAAGAAGAACUCAAAAUCCUCCAGUUCAGAGGCAACCCGACUAAACUUGCAGAUGCUGAAUCAUUCCUUUACUAUAUCCUGGAAGCUGUCCCCUCAGCAUUCCUCAGGAUCAACUCAAUGCUAUUCAGGUCAAAUUAUGAUGCAGAGAUUCUUCAUCUCAAGGAAUCCUUACAAACGCUUGAAUUGGGAUGCAAGGCCCUUCGAACUCGAGGCCUCUUCUUAAAACUUCUUGAAGCCAUUCUCAAGGCUGGCAAUAGGAUGAAUGCUGGGACAGCCAGAGGGAAUGCUCAAGGUUUCAACCUUACUGCUCUUAGAAAGCUGUCUGAUAUUAAAAGCACCGAUGGGAAGACUACUUUGCUUCAUUUUGUGGUGGAACAAGUAGUUCGAUCAGAAGGUAAACGACAAGUGCUCAAUCGAAACAGAAGCGAUUUAGACACAGAUACCAGGGCGGCAGCAGCAGAAAGAGAGAAAGAGUGUGUGCUGCUAGGAUUACAAGCAAUGGAGGAGCUGAGAAUUGAAUUCUCCAAUGUAAAGAAAGCUGCCACCAUAGAAUAUAAUAGUUUUAUCAACACAUGUUCCUCUCUUACAUCUCGUGUCACAGAAAUUAGGCUGCUGAUUACACGCUGCAGCAAUGGUGAGGAUGGUGGUUUUGUGAAAGAAAUGAAAGGAUUUUUAGAGGAUUGCGAAGAGGAGCUUCAGGUGGUGACAGAGGAACAAACAAGAAUUUUGGAGCUUGUGAAGAGAACAACAGAGUACUACCAAGCAGGAGAUUCCAAGCACGACAGAAUAGACCUUCAACUAUUUGUCAUAGUGAAAGAUUUUCUUGACAUGGUUGAUCAAGUCUGUGUGGACAUUUCUCAAAAGACACAGAAGAAGAAUUUGGCAGCAAAUUCUGGUUCAGCAUCACCACCACUACUACCAGUGAGGACUCCUCUGAAAUUCCCAGACUUCCGUUUGCAUUUAAUAUCAGAUUCAUCAAGGUCUCCAUCUUCUAGUGAAUCAGAUGAUGAUUUCUGAAGACAAAGGGAUAAGGCUGUCUGGAAAUUUGAAUUAGCAUAGAAAAUAAAUUGCUGGUUUUGACUUCAUGGAAAUGGAAAUAUAGAAGUUAUGAUCUUAGUAGCUCAAAGACAAGAUGUAGUAAGCUGUUCUUAAUUCAAUAAAGAAUUCUAUAUAAAUAU